Messenger RNA from Clonostachys solani, 1137 nucleotides. NCBI's taxonomy places the organism in Eukaryota, Fungi, Ascomycota, Sordariomycetes, Hypocreales, Bionectriaceae. The record is from the annotation of a GenBank genome assembly.
AUGUCGUCCCUCAAAGAUGUCCUCCACAAUUACAAGCAACGCAUCACCACUGCCAUCUCUUCAUCCCCGGCUGCAGACGGCUCGGCUCCGGCGCCCAAGACGGGGCGGACCGGAUGGCUGGAAACCAGCACCCACGACUCUAUCCUCUCAGAUUUCACCCACUUCCUUGAAAAGGGCAGCCCUAAAGGAGAUUCACCCAUCUUCAACAAGAAGGAACAAAAAACUCUGAAAAAAAUAUUCACUGCUCAUGCCAACUCAGACAAUUCCUGGAACCAACAAUCACUAGAGUCCUACCUCAUUACGCAGGUCCCUCAAGAUGGAGAAUUUAAGGCUCUCUUGACCGCAUCUUUGCCGUCUCUCUGGGCCUUGGCUACCUACUUCUCCCACUGGCCGUUUAACACCGCCGUAUCUACCCCAGUCACCAACUUAACAUUCCCGGCCUUCACGCGUGCCAUCGCCUUCCUCAGCGGGAGGCACUACCUGAUGUUUACCGCCUGGAGCCAUCAAGACAGGGACUUCAACCGCAAAACAGAUCAGCCAGUCCUGGAGUACAUCUUCCGAGCAUUGGCUACUCCCCGGCAGGCAGAGCAGAAAUCCAGCUCGCCCACAGAGAGGGAAGACGCCCAAGCAUUACUGCAACGCGACAUACUUGAUGUUUUGAGCGUAGCCCAGCCACUCAGAGACCGCAACACGAAGGCUCUCAGCCGCACUGAGCUGACGCCUGCAGCGGACAGGCUCUCCCCUCCCUCCCCGCCACAACUGUCCGAUAUCAGCAUCCCAACUACCAGCGUGCUCGUCCCGCUUCUCGAUCUCUCCAUAGCGCUCCUCCAGAAAACAAGCGAGUUCGAUGCAACUCCCUUCCCCAGAACACUCAAAGCAAAGCUCGAGACUGCUCGGACAGAGCUACAAAGGGAGGAAGAGGUGUCGAUCGACAACUACACAAGAUUGCUAGAUAGCGAGGAGUGGGCAGAGAAUCGCAACAGCGUCUACACCCUAUACGACGGCAUUGCCGUCCUUUUCAAUACAUUCCCCAACCCGGAGAGCUUGAAAACUGGCAAGACGGUCAACUGGAUUUCAGGAGAGGAGGAGCCCUUGUAUCUGGGUUCGUUGCGAAGUCUGGGGUCGACCUGGACAUAG